Molecule: messenger RNA, 4271 nt
Organism: Argiope bruennichi
Lineage: Eukaryota; Metazoa; Arthropoda; Arachnida; Araneae; Araneidae
Product: signal peptide peptidase-like 2B
Exons: 15
Coding region: 159-1868 (569 amino acids)
Biological process (GO): membrane protein proteolysis
Cellular component (GO): lumenal side of endoplasmic reticulum membrane; cytoplasmic side of endoplasmic reticulum membrane; lysosomal membrane
Molecular function (GO): aspartic endopeptidase activity, intramembrane cleaving
Source: RefSeq, a predicted model, not a curated record
UCCUGUUUUAUUUACAACUUUCUACUUUCUGAAUCAAAUGUGUUGACUGACUAUAGAGUUGUUAUGGAAGUUAGGCUAAUGAAUCAGAAACUGUAAAACGCAGACAUAAAAAUAUUCAAUAUUUUGUAAAUUAAACUUUAUUAAGUCAUUAUAAAAAGAUGGCAGGAUCAAGUAAUACGAUUUGUAGUCGAAUAGUGAUAUCUGUCACUUACAUUUUCGCUCUAUUGAAACUUAGCUCUGGAGCUACAAAUGAAUAUGGGGUACUUGCAGCAGAAUCAUCAACUGAGAAGGAAAAUUUUUGUAUUAUAUAUUUUAAAGAAUUCGGUAGUUUGCCUGAACAAAAAUCACUAGCUAAAUUCCAUAUUUUGCAAGAUGAUAGCAAAUUAGAUUGGUGUGAAGAUCAUCCAGAAAGUGAUCCAAAGAAUAAGGUUGUUUUGCUUUCUAAAGGUAAUUGCAGCAUAUCUAUACAAGCUCUUAACAUCCAAGAAAGAGGAGGCAAUGGAGUAUUUUUUAUCACACAUAGUGGGAAAGUGGCUGAUAUUAAUGUGAAUGAUACUACUAUUAAUAUUACAGUGGGCUUAAUAUCAGAAAAUUCAGCAGAACGAUUAAAGGAAAUGGGCAACGGAGUUACUGUCAAGUUGUUUGCCCCUCAAAGUUUAAAUUUUGACUUUAGUUUGUUAAUUAUAUGGAUUAUUGCUAUGAUUACUAUUUCUAUUGGUUCUUACUGGUCUGGACAUAUUCGUUUUGCUAUAUAUUGUAAGGAAAUGAGCUCUCUUCCUGGAGUACAAAGAGAACUUCCCAACAAACCUAGUGUAAGAGUAAAUACUGUUGAAGAAAGUUCUUUGAAUGUCAGUACUUAUGCCAUUGGAGCUUUUGUUUUAUGUAUGGGGCUAAUGCUAGUUCUUCUCUAUUUCUUGUAUGAUUAUUUAGUGUACUUUAUAAUUGGCCUGUUUGUAUUGGCAAGUAUUUUAUCAGUACAUAGUUGUUUAGAACCCCUUGUAUUACGAAUUAAAGGAAGUUUUUGCAAAUCUGAGUUUCGUUGUGGAGGUUCAUCUUGUCAUAUAGAUUUUCGUCAAGUUCUGUUAGUGGCUUUUGCUAUUGCAAUCUCAGUGUUUUGGGUUGUUAUUCGAAAAGAAAAACAUGCAUGGGUCUUGCAAGAUAUUUUAGGUGUAGCUUUUUGCAUUCACAUGUUGAAGUCUAUUAGAUUGCCGAGUUUGAAAAUAUGUUUUGUUCUACUUGUUCUACUCUUCUUCUAUGAUAUAUUUUUUGUGUUUGUUACCCCAUACUUUACUGUGAAAGGAGAAAGUGUUAUGGAAGAAGUAGCUACUGGCGGAAGCUCGGCAGAGCAGUUGCCCAUGGUGUUAAGAGUAGUUCAUUUUGGAUUUGAUCCCUUGGCAGUUUGUUAUAAGCAGUUUUCAAUUUUGGGAUUUGGAGACAUCUUGGUGCCUGGUCUUUUAAUAUCUUAUUGUCAUGGAUUUGAUCUUGUUACUAGUAAAAAGAGGAUAUAUUUUCUGACAACUGUCAUCAUGUAUGGCAUUGGUUUGCUCAUCACUUUUGGAGCAUUGUUUCUCAUGAGCACUGCACAACCUGCUCUUCUAUAUUUGGUUCCUUGUACUUUGAUACCAACACUGCUACUUGGAUGGUUUAGAGGAGAGUUAUCUACAUUGUGGAAAGGUUUCAAAGUUGUAAACCCUACUGAAGCUUCAAGAUUCCCUGAUGUUCUAGUAGCAGGUAAUGAACCACCCUCUGAAACAGCUGCUGCUAACCCUAGUGCAUCACCUGUAGAUAAUUAUGGACCAAAAGAUGGUAUAAAUCCUUCAGAAGGCUCACAUGAGAGAACUGGAGAACGGAACUAUUUAUUACAGUAGCAAAAGUAUUAAUUAUUCAUAACAGUUACAAAAUAAAAUUGCAAAUAUUUCUAAGCAAUAUGUUAUUUUGUGAUGGGAAAAUUUUAUCUUACAAAUGAUUUUUAAAAUAUCAUUAUUACUUGCUAUUAUAUAAGAUUUCUGUGCAUUUUCUAAACAUUUUUGUCAUCAUUGUCAUAAUGCUUUAUAGAUUUCAAAUCUAUGAAAUUGUUGGUUUUCCGAAACUGGUGUGUUAAUACUUAUUUUUAAACUUAUGAAAAUAAUAAAAAAAAAAGAUAUUUAUCCUCUUGGGUACUAGAUUUAUAAAUAAAAUUGUACAUAAUUUGUAUUUAAUUUUAUUCAACAAUACUUAACAAAAAUAUUUUUUUAAAGAAGACAUAGAGAAUGGGAAACAGUUAUUUUUUAAUUAGCAAACUUUUGAAAUAUACUUAUGUAUUAAAAGACACUGUAGCUCUUGUAAAUGACAAUCAAUUUAGAAAAUUUAGUUUUUUAGUAAAUAAUAAUGAUAAAUAUUUAUCAGCAAAAUGUAAUAUUAAAAAUUCAAUUCACUUUGAAUCGAGUCCAAUUGCAUUUUUCACUUGUUUUGAAGAAAAUGCAUAGUUUUAUUUCGAUUCCUAGGAUUAUAUUUUAAUACUAAUUUUUUUUCUUUAGUGUUAACUUUAUUAACAGAAAUUUCGUUAAUCUUCAUUUCAUAUGAAAUAAUAAGAUUUUUGAAUUUUAAUUCAGGAAAUUCUCAUUUUGCAUUUAUCUGUGCUGUUGCUGAGAAAAAGAAUCUUUAUAUAAUAUGUUUGAUGGCUGUUCUGAGUAUUUACGUUUUACAAAAUCUUUGCUUAAAAAGGGACAAAUUUUUAUCUAUAUCAUUGAAUCUUUUUCUUUGUGUACUAUUUUUAAAAGUUUUGAUAUAUAUAAGAUAGUAUUAGUGAAUCAAUUACGUAUUGUUAUUCCCAUGUGAUAUAAAUUUAUUACUAUUUAUGAGCUAUGUAUAUGUUUAUACUUUUGGUUUUACUUUCUUUAUUGGAAAAUUAUAUUUCAAACUUGUAAUAUUCCCCCCCCCCUUUUUUUUUUUUUUUCUUUUUGGAAUUUUGUAGAUUUAUUAAAAUUUUAAAAUCAUUCAUAAAUAUCACUUGUUGGAUCUCUACUUUUAUUCACAAUGCAGUAUUUUGUAAAUUGCUAGUUAUUUUUGUGUUAUUUGGAUUUUAGUUUUUGUAGAACAAGAAUUAUUAUUAAAUUUUUUUUUUAAAUAAUUUCUAUUCUAAUGACUCAUGUUCUUAGUUACAUUUGAAUAUAUAUCAAACAAAAAGUUAUAUCUAUGUUGUUUUUAUUCGAUGCAAAAGGUGCUAUUUUUUUCUAUCUUUUCUAUGAGAGCUUGACAUUUUUUUCAAAAAUGCUUGAUCUUUUAUCAUGAGGUUAAAUAGUUUAUUUUAUUAUUAUUUUUUAAUUUUUAGUUUCUUUUUAAUAUUUCAUAUUUGUAACUAUUUGUCUUACAGUUUUUGUUUAUUGUUAUCAAAUUAACUUCAUAGCAAUACUAUGAUUUGCCCUUUUAUUUUUCGUUGUGGUAAAUUAAGAAAUGAAUUUUAAACAGAAUUUUAUUAAAAUAAAAAAAAAAUGUCUAGACACUCAAAUAAGAUUUGGAAGAAACUGUGUAUCUAAGAAGCUCUGUUACAAAUAUUUGUUACAUUGAAAAAAUGAAUAAUGCUGCUUUACUGCUUUUAUUCCUUUCAUAAAGUAUUUUGCAUUUUUGAAGCAAUUAUAAUUUCUAUACUAACAAAAACAUUCACAUUAUUCAUUGUUAUCAGUUUUGUAAUUUGAAAACUGUAAAGAAUUUGAAUAGUUUUAUUAAAUAACAUUCAGAGGUUCAAAAUUUUUUAAAAUAAUAUCCCAAGCCUCAUUUGAAUAAUUUCAAAUCUGAAGUAAAGUCUUACAAAUAGUAAUUUUCCAUUUGAAUUAUUGUAACAAUUAAAACAUACAAAACAUGGAUAUACUUUUUAUGUAUUCUUCUUAAUCUAUAACUGUUUCCAAAAGAAAGUCAGUUAAUUUUGUAUAUGUCUUUGUAUUUAUCAUAUUUUAUUUGCUUCCUUUCACAGCACUUGUAAAUUCUAAACUGCAAAAUGUUCUAAAAUUUCUGGAUAACUUUACUAUGAUUGAAAGGUUAAACUUUGUUUAUAAUCUGGAAUGCUAACAAUGACAUUCAUUUUAUUGAACUUGAUUUCCUUUUAACUAUAUAUGAAUUAAAAUUUAUCUUUUAUUAUAUACAUUUAUUUGCUUUUGGUAUUUGUAAUUUUUUUAGUUCAGAUAUCAAAGUUACAUGAAUUUAAAAUUUUACCUAACAAUGUUUUGUUUUCUUUCUUUAUUUUAUGCAAUUUGAAUUGAUAAUAUUUAACUUCUUGACUUCUUUUUAUGUGGAAA